AGAGAUUGAGCAGCAGUUAGCUGGACGGCUAGCUCACAGCCCCGUUCACAGGGAUACAUGGCCAGUUUAGUCAGUGUAGCGCUAUCACUUAAAUGGGCGUUUCUUCUAUAACCUUAACCAAACCAGGAAGUAAAAUAAUCAACACUGCGGUGUUUUGUGUCAACUCUUCACGGUGAACGGAGGACGAAAGGGCUGCAUUUGGAGCUAACGUUGGUUAGCUAGCUAAUGUUAGCUUGCCAACGCAAUGGCCAACAGGUGUAUCCCAGAUGAUGUAAGGCACAUCUGCCUGUAGAGACCAAGAUGACUGAAGUCCAGGGCACAGUGGAGUUCUCUGUGGAGCUCCACAAGUUUUAUAAUGUGGACCUGUUUCAAAGAGGCUUCUACCAGAUUCGUGCCAGUCUGAAAGUGCCACCUCGGGUUCCGCACAAAGUCGAGGCCAGUCUACUUCACCCAGGAGGCUCAGAUCUGGCAUUUCCUGCUUCAGUCCAAGAUGAUGUAAUCAGCAGCAAAACUUUCCAAAUCCUGUACAAGAAUGAGGAGGUUGUGGUCAACGAUGUCCUCCUCUUCAAAGUUAUGAUGCUGCUUGAUGAGAAAAAGGUGGAAGAGUCCCUCAAUGACAUGGAUUUUCAGCUCUUCCUGGAUUUGUAUUUCACAGAUGGUGAUUACACGCCAGAUGAUCCAAGUUCUCUGCAGAACAUCAGCGGCCGCACUCUUCGUUUGCACUUUAGCCUUCAGCGAGGCAUCCACCAACAUGUCAAUGUCAUGUUUGACUACUUCCAUCUGUCUGUCAUCUCUGUAGCCAUCCAUGCCUCUCUAGUGGCAUUACAUCAGCCCCUUAUCAGUUUGCCUCGACCGGUGAAAACUACAUGGCUUAACCGCAACGCUCCAGCACAGAGCAAAGAUUCAGUCAUCCCACCUUUGGAGAACGUGGUGUUCGGCAGCAGUUAUGUCAAGCAAGUUUCACCUGAUGGCAGGACGUUCUUGGUUUCUGACCACUGUCUGCAGCAUGCCUUCAGUCUCCACCAUAGCCUUUGCUCAAACAUCCUGCAAGCCUACAAAGGCCUCUUUGAUUACUUCACCUCUAUUACCAAGGACCUGCCCUCCUCCCAUCGUAUGGAACUAGCCAAGCCCAGCAUGCAAGUCCUAUAUGAGAGAGUACUCAGAAGACCCUAUCCCAGAAGUCAAAGGCACGUCUACAUAGAACAACUUGACUUAGAGGCCCGUCUGGCUGAUUUAUGUGACCAAGUCAAGCAAAAAGCCGAGUCCCCCGAUGAACUGGCAGAAAUGGUCAACAUGAACCUGGCUCAGCUCUGCUCCCUGCUAAUGGCAUUGUGGGGACAGUUCCUGGAGGUUGUGUCACUGCAAGAGCAUGUUGCUGCCCUGUUAGCCAUGGAGCACCACACACUAAGAGUAAGACGGUUUGCCGAGGCUUUCUUUUGUCUUGAACAUCCCAGACAAUCUGCACUGGCCUAUCAGGAGCUACAUGCUCACAGUCACCAGCAGAUGACUAAUGCUAUCAAAAGCUCCAGCUACUUCCUGUCGUUGCCUCCUCUUCCAGUGGAAUGUGCAGACCUUGAUGGUGAUGUGAGCUCACUGCCGAUCAUCUUCGAGGAUAGAUACCUGGACUCCAUCACUGAAGAUCGAGAUGGUCCCUGGCUGGGUGUGCAAAAUACAAGGACUGGCUCAGUGUCCAGCAAAUCAGACAAGCCUAACUCCAAGGACUGCAGCGCAGGAGCCAGCCCAGUUCCGGAGUCUCGAUGUGCUGCUGUGGAUAACACCUGGCCAGAAAGCUAUGAUCCGCCACCUAAGUCUAAAGGAAAGUCAGUCAAACUGAAGAAAAAUUCAAAGACCGAAAACUCCAAGAAGUUGAUUCGACAAGGCUCAAAAGACUCUGUGGUUCUGGUAGGUUAUAAGAACCUCAAAGCUCCCUUUAGUGACACUAGCACAAAGUACAAAGAAGGGGAGGCUCCUCUCAGCCAGGAAGAACAAGAAACCAUGCAGGCAGACCCUAUUUAUUUAAGGACUAAUGCCAGUUCUGUUGUUGACUCUGGUGCCACAUCACGCUCUGGAAACAGUACUGUUGAUUCUGUUACAGAUGACAGUGGAAUUACUGCUGCUCUUCAAAAAGGUUUUUUCAAAAAUCCAACAAAGUUGGACGGACAGAAUAAUCCUCAGGCAGGUACUGGGGCUAUUGCUACAUGCAACCAACCACUUCAAAAAGACAAACAAGUUGACCACAGUGGCAGAAAGCCACCACAGUGGUCCUCUGGACCGAAGCAGAUUGAGGUGAAACCAAGUAACAAAGACCCAUACCAAGGAGACAAAGUAACAGUUCUUUUACCUUGUCGGACUGAUGGAGCUCUCAGUCGUAAUGUCCCUGAGAUCACCCAGUCAGAUCUUUGUGAUUCAAAACAGUCCAUGUUUGACUCCGUGUUCGAAAGGCCAAGUAAAGAAGCUGCACAGCAAAGUCAGUCCUGUUUAAUGUCAGUAAAGGUAAAGAGUGAUUGUAUCAGGCUGCCGGAUGGAGCAGUCCCUAGUGCCUCGUCUCGCCUUUCAGAUUCAGGAAUUGAUAGCGAAUCCAGCUCCUUUGCCACUCAGUUUGCUGCAGGACUGCCCACCAGUGCAGGGCCAAGUAAUACUGAAUCUGGUGUCGCUGUCACACAGCCAACAGAAAGGCCUCUUUUGAGUCCCGCAACACGGCCUGUCCAGCAUAGUUCAGUGCAGAAGCCUGGUGGGGCUACAGACACUCUUUACCCAGAAAAUACUAGUGCUGUGAGUGGAGUGCAGUCCUCUCUCACUUCUAUUAAUUCUUUGCCUUCUGAUGACGAGGGAGAAGGAUCUUCUAGAGGCUCCAGUGGAGCUGAAGUCAGAGGUAGGAAGUCCAGUGUCUUGGUGCAGGAGCAGAGUGUUGUCUUCUCUGAGGAUAUCACAAACAGACCAGCCAUUGAUGUGACCUGCAACCCAGACUCUGUUUUAGGUGAUUCCAAACUUGGAAAACCUCCCUGUAACUUUGAAACAGACACCAAUUUAUUAGGUGUUUCUGAUCUUGCACAGGAGGGGGCAGCUAGUUCUGGGGCCAGUAAAGAAUCCCGUAGUGAAACCAACACGGCGUGCCCCUCCAGUAAUUCUGGCACUAGUAGCACUGACCUAGUAAAACGGGGGAUGGUAGAGAACUACUUUGGCUCGUGUUCUAGCACUGAUGUGUCUGAGAUCAGUCCUGUAGAAACCUCUGCUAUCACUCUGGGAAUCCAGACGGCAGAAGGGCAGGGUGAGGAGGAUGAGGAAGAGACAGAGCACGAGAUGAUCGAGAACGGUUACUACGAGGAAGGCGAUGGCUAUGCUUUUGUGAAUGGUGUAGCUGAUGAGGAGCAAACAGGGGCUGAUGCAGCUUCUCAUGAGACAAGUCUUCUCUUUGAACAUCUUGGCAUUGGUUACCACCAUGAAACAAAAGAUUUAUCAAAAGCUCCCAUCUGCUCCAAUCAAGCCUCUUGCAGUGUUGGGUAUAGUUUGGGAAGACCUCCUUGUCCCUCCUCCUUUACCUUCAACCUGCGGUGGUAUGAAUGUGCACCCACAUCACAAAUGAAAGCGUUCAUUAAGGCCAAGGAAGAAAUGAAGCAGCUGAAGCUACCUGGCUUCUUGUACAGCGAAGUACCUGAGCUGGCAUCUGCUGUGCCAUACUUCAGCUUGGAGGAAGAUGAAAGCUGCGAUGAAGGCAUCCAUCUAAUAGUCUGUGUCCAUGGCCUGGACGGUAACAGUGCAGACCUGAGGCUUGUGAAGACUUACCUGGAGCUUGGACUGCCCGGUGCUCGUAUAGACUUUCUCAUGUCUGAGAGGAACCAGAAUGACACUUUUGCUGACUUUGAGUCGAUGACCGACAGAUUGCUGGAUGAAAUAGUCCAGUACAUUCAGAUAUACAACCUCACAGUGUCAAAGAUCAGCUUUGUAGGUCAUUCCUUGGGGAACCUUAUAGUUCGCUCAGUGUUAACUCGGCCAAGGUUUAAAUGUUACCUGAGCAGAUUGCACACGUUCCUCUCCCUCUCUGGACCUCACCUGGGCACGCUGUACAACAGCUCUGCUCUUGUUAACACAGGCCUGUGGUUUAUGCAGAAGUGGAAAAAGUCAGGGUCACUCCUGCAACUGACGUGCCGCGAUCACUCAGAUCCUCGCCAAACUUUCCUCUACAAGCUCAGCAAGAAAUCUGGUCUUCAGUUUUUCAAGAAUGUGGUGCUCGUGGGGUCACUGCAGGACCGCUAUGUCCCCUAUCAUUCUGCCAGAAUAGAAAUGUGCAAAACUGCAUUAAAAGACAAACAAACAGGUCCUGUGUAUGCUGAGAUGAUUGAGAACCUGCUGCUGCCAGUACUUCAGAACAAAGACUGUAAUUUAGUGCGAUAUGAUGUCAUUCAUGCUCUACCCAACACAGCCAACUCCCUCAUAGGCCGGGCCGCCCACAUCGCUGUCCUUGAUUCUGAGAUCUUCCUGGAGAAGUUCUUCCUCGUUGCAGGCCUCAAGUUCUUUCAGUAGAACGAGCGCAGAAUCAAACACGCGGCUGGAGGAGAGGGAUGUGGAGCUAAUACCUCACUGCAUCUAAACCUUAUUCUGAUUAUGGUGUCUGAGUUGUCCCUUGCUUUUCUAGAUAAACUUAUCCUCUUUUUAAAAAGUAAUGAGCAAAAUCCCAAUUUGUUCUAUGUUUGAAUCUUGGUGAAUAUGGAGAUUGCCAGUUUUAUUUUUCUACAGCCAUCUUUAAAAUGUUUGUUUUUGUUUGGGAAAUGAUUUCCCCCACCUUAUGCUCUACUUUCAGUGUUAUUUAUGUGUUAUGUUUUCACUUUUAAUGAUUUUCCUCCAAGUUAAUGAUUUCAUUUUAGAUGCUGAACUGGAAAUGUAGCUGCUACAAAAAUGAAACGGUUGUUUUGGUGAGCUGGCCCAAGUCAAGUCUGCACAUACUGUCCUCACCAUUGCAAAUGUUUUCCCACCAGUUCAAAGAGACACUGCAUUGAUUUGCACCACAACUACAUUUUACAAGGUUUUGUACUGUAAAUGGUCAUUUGUACAACUUACUUUUUUAUCAACAAUUUUCCAUCAUUUUUAAAGGCAAAGAUUGCAUUUGAAAUAGGGUUGUUGCUCGGACUUUGCAGCCUUGGCUUUGGUCUUUUAUGCUGUUCCCUACCAUUGCAUCAUUGUGCACAGCAUAUGCCCAGCCUGGUGUUGGGAGAACAAAGCUUUGCUACAACAUAACUACAUUUUAUUACAGGGGUUUUAAGCUAUGAUCAUGAUUUAGAAAAAGCACAUGUUGGUAACAUGAACUUGUUUUAUUGAAAGUAUUUGGUCGGUAUCUUUGGUGAUUAUUUAAGUGUUAAAACUGGAAAGUAUUGCUUGGAAUUAAAAAAAAAUGUUUCUUGGAAAAUUGUUUAUAUAUCAUCAUACUCUACCAUUAAAUAUGCAUAUUAUAAACUUC
Cheilinus undulatus (humphead wrasse) is the source of this 5452-nucleotide messenger RNA. It is a transcript of the gene fam135a, whose product is annotated as family with sequence similarity 135 member A. The coding region runs from base 301 to 4521 and encodes 1406 amino acids. The record is from RefSeq and is a predicted model, not a curated record. The transcript is spliced from 21 exons. NCBI's taxonomy places the organism in Eukaryota, Metazoa, Chordata, Actinopteri, Labriformes, Labridae.